This is a messenger RNA of Rhincodon typus (whale shark), 2797 nucleotides long. It is a transcript of the gene orc1, whose product is annotated as origin recognition complex, subunit 1. Lineage: Eukaryota; Metazoa; Chordata; Chondrichthyes; Orectolobiformes; Rhincodontidae. The transcript has 16 exons. Gene Ontology annotation, cellular component: nuclear origin of replication recognition complex. Gene Ontology annotation, molecular function: ATP binding; DNA replication origin binding; chromatin binding. The record is from RefSeq and is a predicted model, not a curated record. Gene Ontology annotation, biological process: DNA replication initiation; mitotic DNA replication checkpoint signaling. The coding region runs from base 1 to 2619 and encodes 872 amino acids.
AUGGGUGCGGGAGAGAGGGCAGGUAUCCAGGUAGAAUGUGAAGGAAUUUCCAAACAUUGCAUCAACAUUGAUGAUUUUGUUUUAAUCAAAAGUGAAGAUGAGGAUCAACCAUAUGUGGCUAAAUUGCUAAAGUUAGUUGAGGAUGGUACCCAACAACAUCCCACCAAGACUGCAGUGGUUCAGUGGUUUACUCGUAUUGAGGAAAUACCAAAACCAAAACAGAAACUGUUGGGAAGAGAGGCCCACCCUAGGGAGGUCUUCUUGUAUGAAGUCCCUAAUUGUGACGAUUGUAUCAGUGCAGAGACCCUGAUUAAGACUGUAAAAGUUUUCCAGAUUGAUCCCGAGGAACCAUUUCCUUCCAUUGAAGCUGGUGAUGAUGACUCUCUGUUUGUUAAAUUAAACUGGGAUGGAAAAAGUUUUAAUGUGCUACCUAAAAAUACCUUUUCCGUAAAGAAAACUAAUAAUCACCAUAAAAAUUUGGAUUCAUUACCCCGGAGGGUACAGAAGGUGUCUCGUCAGAAUUCUGUUCCAAAGCAGCAUGCUGUUGUUGGGGACUGGUGUGACUCAGAGGUUUACAGUAUUGUCAGUGGAGAUGGAACAUUAAGCAGAAAUGUUAUUAACCACAAUUCCAAACAUGGUGCUUCCAGAGUGAAUGAGGGAAAAUCUAAUUGCUCUGGUCAGAAAAAUUGCAAUGAUAGGAAGCGGAGUACAGAAAUCACAAAUGUGGAGAGCAGCAGUUCAAAAGUUAGGAGGAAGCUUUCUCUUUCUGAUUUUAAUGAGAGUAAGCUAAGAAAUAUUUUAUCAGAAUUGUUAGAUGAGGAUGGUGAUGGGGAUACUUUUUCUGCAAAAGUGUCUCAGCUGAUGGAAUCUGCGACUAUGAAAGACACAGAAGAUUUAACUGGCAUUUCAGAUGAUGCUUUUUCACCCAGUAAGAAGUUGCAAGAUGAGUCACCUAGAAAUUAUACCAUCUGUCCUGUUAAACUGAUUGAAGACGAGGUGAACAAUAAAUUUCCCACUUUGAACUUGACACCUAUUCACGUCAAUCCAAAAAUUAAGCAACAAGUCUUUUCAAGCCAGUGCCGAAAGAAUGGCGAAAUAACUGAUUUUCAGAAGCCAAAGAGAAAGGAAAAUGAAAGUAAGAUAGAGAAUAUCACUGAGACUCCAAGGUCUCGAAGAAAGUCUGCACAGAGCUGUUUAGCUGUUCUGAAACAGUACUUAAAAAAUGAUCAGGAUAACGAAGUGUCUGAUGAAAAUGAAUUCCUUCCUGACCAAGAAGAAAGGAGUGAAAACAGCAGUGAGAAUGAGGAGGCAGAGGAUGGUGUACAGUACAGUAAGAAAUCAACAAAGAGGGUUGUUUCUAAAACACCGAAUGCCACAGCAAAGAAGUCGAGAAAAACUCCAAGCAAAAUGCCUGUGUCACAGUCUCUAAGGACACCCUACUAUCCUACUCCUAGUAUUCCUCUGAGGAGCCAGCAGGCUAAAACACCUGGGAGCAUAUUGGAAGAGGCCAGAGCAAGAUUGCAUGUGUCUGCAUUACCAGAGUCUUUACCCUGCAGAGAGCAAGAAUUUCAAGACAUCUAUAACUUUGUGGAGAGUAAAGUGAUUGAUGGUACUGGAGGAUGUAUGUAUAUUUCUGGGGUGCCAGGGACAGGAAAAACUGCAACAGUGCAUGAGGUGAUGCGAUGUCUGCAAUAUGCAGCGAAAGAAGAUGACCUUCCAUCCUUCCACUUCAUAGAAAUCAAUGGCAUGAGGCUUACAAACCCUCAUCAGUCUUAUGUGCAAAUAUUGAAGUUAUUGACAGGACAAAAUGCCACUGCAGACCAUGCUGCUGCAUUGCUUGAAAAGCGGUUUAGUACACCAGCACCAAAGAGGGAGACCACAGUGUUGUUGGUGGAUGAGCUUGAUCUUCUGUGGACCCGGAAACAGAAUGUUAUGUAUAAUCUGUUUGAUUGGCCAGCACGAAAGCAGGCAAAAUUAGUGGUUGUGGCAGUAGCCAACACGAUGGACCUGCCAGAGAGGAUCAUGAUGAACCGGGUAGCAAGCAGACUGGGACUGACCAGAAUGUCAUUCCAACCAUAUACCUACAAACAGUUGCAGCAAAUCAUUUCAUCAAGACUCAACCAAUUAAAGGCUUUUGAAGAUGAUGCUAUUCAGUUAGUAGCCAGAAAAGUAGCAGCUCUGUCUGGUGAUGCAAGGCGUGCUCUCGACAUUUGCAGGAGAGCUGCUGAAAUAUGUGAAUAUUCAGACACUCGGCAAACUAUAUCCAAACUUGUGAGAAUGCCUCACGUGAUACAGGCUCUCGAUGAAAUGUUUUCCUCACCCUACAUUACUGCUAUAAGAAAUGCAUCUGCCCAGGAACAAAUGUUUAUGAGAGCCGUGCUCGCUGAAUUUCAACGACGUGGGCUAGAAGAAGCAACAUUUCAGCAGAUCUACCAGCAGCAUAUUGGACUAUGUAGAAUAGAAGGUCUGCAGCCUCCAACAAUGUCCCAAACUAUGUUGAUUUGUACAAAGCUUGGCGCUUGUCGUCUACUUCUUGUUGAAUCUAGUAAAAAUGAUCUUUACAUGCGAGUACGAUUAAAUGUUAGCCAAGAUGAUGUCAUGUAUGCUUUAAAAGACUAAUUUGUUAAAUUUCUGUAAUGCAAUAUGAAUUGUACAGUGUGUUGUAGUGUGUUGUUUUAAUAUUGUAAUUCUUAACCAAUAUAAAUCUUUUUAACAACUUCAGAUUUUCUAUAGAAAUCUUUAGGGAUAAGGUUAUUUUAAGCUCUUUGUAUAAUAAAGAAUUCUGAAAUCUGCAUUA